Messenger RNA from Thrips palmi, 1578 nucleotides. RefSeq names its product protein yellow-like. Lineage: Eukaryota; Metazoa; Arthropoda; Insecta; Thysanoptera; Thripidae. The coding region runs from base 1 to 1578 and encodes 525 amino acids. The record is from RefSeq and is a predicted model, not a curated record. Gene Ontology annotation, cellular component: extracellular region. The transcript has 10 exons.
AUGACUCUCUCCACGAUGCUGUCGGCGCUGCUCGCGCUGCAGCUGGUGUCCGCCGAGCCCGUGACGGUGUACACGCCCCGGCAGCAGCUUCUGCACCUGGUGCACUCGUCGCCACUGUCGGCGCUGACGCCGUCCUCGGCCGCGCCCCGGCCGCAGCAGGCCGUGUACAACGAGGCCGUCCAGGCCAGCAAGCUGCAGGAGCGCUUCAGCUGGAAGUCGCUGGACUUCGCCUUCCCCGACGAGCGCACCAGGCAGCUGGCGCUGCAGACCGGUGGCUUCAUCCCGGAGAACAACCUGCCCGUCGGCAUCGAGCUGUGGGGCGACAAGCUGUUCGUCACCGUGCCCCGGUGGCGCGCCGGCAUCCCCUCCACGCUCAACUACAUCUCGCUGUCGGUGAGCUACACGGACUCGCCGCGGCUCGUGCCCUACCCGGACUGGAAGACCAACAUCGAGGGCAGCUGCGGCACGGGCAUCACCACCACCUACCGGAUCAAGGCCGACGCGUGCAACAGGCUGUGGGUGCUGGACACGGGCACGGUGGGCAUCGGCAACACGACGCAGAACGUGUGCCCCUACUCCAUCCUGGUGUUCGACCUGGAGACGGACCAGCUGCUGCGGCGCUACACGCUGCGCACGCAGGACACCAACGCCAACACCUUCAUCGCCAACAUCGCCGUGGACGUGGGCCGCACGUGCGACGACGCCUUCCUGUACGCGUCCGACGAGCUGGGCUACGGCCUCAUCGUGUACUCGUGGGAGCUCAACACGUCCUGGCGGGUGCAGCACGGCUACUUCCUGCCCGACCCGCUCAAGGGUGACUUCAACAUUGCAGGCCUCAACUUCCAGUGGUUCGAGGAGGGCAUCUUCGGCCUGGCCCUGUCGCCGCUCAAGCAGGACGGCUUCAGGACGCUGUUCUUCAGCCCGCUCGCCAGCAACCGCCAGUUCGCCGUGUCCACCCGAGUGCUCCGCGACAAGGCCAUGGCCGAGUCCGAGGAAAGCUACCACCAGUUCCUGGCGCUGCCCAACCGCGGGGCCAACGCGCACACCACGGCCCACUUCAUGGACGACGACGGCAUCCUCUUCUACAACCUGAUCGACCAGAACGCCGUGGGCUGCUGGAACUCGCGCCUGCCCUUCUCCAAGGACACCCAGGCCGUGCUGGACCGCGACGACGUCGGGCUCGUCUUCCCCAGCGACGUCAAGGUGGACGCCCAGAAGACGCUGUGGGUCAUGUCGGACCGCAUGCCCGUGUUCCUCAUCUCCAACUCCAUCGACUUCAAGAACGACGUCAACUUCCGCAUCUACUCGGCGCCCGUGGCCGACCUGAUCCGCGGCACCGUGUGCGACGUGGACCGCUACCCGCAGGACAACACCAUCCUCCCCGAGGACGACGGCACCACGGCGCUGGCGCCGACGCGGCCCUACUCCGCCGGGCCCUACCGGCCCUUCUCGCCGCGUCGCCUUGCGCCCUACGUCGCCCCGCCCGCACCGCCGGCGACCCGGCCGCCGCCGAACCCGCUGUCCGACCCCGUGCCCAGAAGGAAGAAGGACGAAGCACUUACAGAGCGUUGCUCAUAA